This is a messenger RNA of Procambarus clarkii (red swamp crayfish), 2850 nucleotides long. Lineage: Eukaryota; Metazoa; Arthropoda; Malacostraca; Decapoda; Cambaridae. The record is from RefSeq and is a predicted model, not a curated record.
AGAUUUUGCAAUAAAAGUAUAUUAUACAGUUUCCCAGUGCAUAGUCUGUGGGGUCAAAAAGACCAAACAGAAACCCAACAAACAACAUGUGAGGACAAAGCUAGGUUUCUAAUAUGCACAACAAAAUAACAACAUAUUAAAGCAAAAGAUAAGGUAAGAAAUGCAAAAUAGACCCAGUGGAGAUGGCAUACACACUGUAUAAACAUAAAAGAUCCAUGGCUCAUCAAUAUCCUCCCUGCAAAUACAAGAAAUAUGGCCUGGAACAAAAGUGAACAUGUUCCAAAAACAAUUAGAAAAGUUCCUGCAGGUGGUGCUGGAUCAGUUCGGUUGUAAUGGAUAAAUGGGCCUGCGGACUGCCCUAAGCAACAGCCUUUUAGAUAAAGUUAUCACAAGUUGAUGCUGCCGCCGGCUACGCUUGGGAAGUAGAACAACUCUCAGAACCCUCUUCAGGUAUACUUCAGAUUCGGCUGGUGGGGAUCCUGCUGUGGUAUAAAGAGCAGUAUGGCAACUUUCUCUUCUCGCACGUCAUACAAAAUCAGCUUUAUAAAUGCCUUAUCUCGGGUUUGCGGAGUCGACGUAAUCCACCAGUUUACUUUAGUACAAUGUUGGUGCUUUGCCCAAAAGUUACCAUAGAUCAGAUUGCUUUCGUAGAAGACCACAAUGGGGAUCUGCCCCCUGGAACUGGAACUGGCUUAGAUAUCAUCUCGGAGGAAUGUGGAUUCAUUCUGGAGCUGCUUGCUGAUUUUCGAAAGCAGUGGUUUGUCACAGAGUCCGUGAAAACCACAAGUAAAUUUGAAGAGAAGUAUGUACUGCCUACCAUAUCAUUGGUGCUUGAGGGAGUGUAUUUUCAUGAUCCAGAUUUCCUACCACUUUUGAUCAAAGAAAUGCCAAAUCUUCUUCAUAUUGAAAUUCAGUACAAUGGAACUCCAUACAUGCUGAGAGCUUUGAGUACACAUUGUCAAUAUUUGGAAUCUCUGUGCCUCCUGGAACCACAAAUGGAAGUUUCUAUACUGGAGAAGGACAUCCUUUCUAUCCUCUUUGGUGUUUCUCCAGUGUAUGACUGUAGAGCAUUCUUUGGUAUACUGGACAGAUUUGCCGAAGAUAAAGAAUUCAGAGAAAAGUUUGUGCUGCAGUUUCCAAAUUUGAAAAAACUCGACAUUGAUGAGUUAUAUUUUGAGGAGGAUGUGCUACAUGACGUAUACACACUGGCUCUGAUACUGCAGCCUAAACUAUCAUCAUUUGGAAAGCAUACCGGACUGACAAGGCAUAUUAUUGCAAAAUAUAGAAAACUCUGGAAAAUAGUGAACGAAAGUUCAUAUUCUAAUAUUGGUAUAUACUUGACUAAAGCUAAAUUUGUUGAUAGCAUAUGUGAUAGGCCAGGCAAUGCUGAAUUAGACCUGAGGUAUAUUGAAGAAGUAUUACCCAUGUUUAAAACCUUACAAUCUGUAGAGCUGCUGAAAAGCUAUUGGAGUGAGAAUGAUGUGGCCAAAUUUUGUCGAAUAUUUUCAGAAUAUGUAGAUGCACUUUCGUUGCUCAUCUUGCCGGUGAACGACAUAUCCUGUCUCGGUAACAUCAGCCACUUGCGCUUGAAAUUUAUGCGACAAUACUCUUUUGAGCACGUGCACCAGGUUUUGGACAACUGCCCAAACCUAGAGACUUUGAGUGUGCAUGCUGUGUUUCAAGCACAGCCUCAACCCAAUCAGGUAAGGUUUGAUCAGAUGCAGCAUUUUGGCCAAAUGUUGGAUGAGGACCGACUCCUCAUACAAAACCUCAUGGUUGAAGAAUUAAGACAGUUUCCUGAGUUACAAAUACUGGGUGAGGAAGUUGUUGAACAUAUACCCAGGAACUUGCCUGCUAAUCCUCUGAAUGUUCACGGUGUACGGGAUGCUCAAAUUGUGCCUGUGUAUAACAGGGUAUCAAAGACCAAGUUGAAAACACAUCAGAAAUUAACAACAUUGCGCAUUGCAUCUAUAUUUGAGGCAGCCAAAGAACCCUCAGAGGCACUCCUGCGAAGUCUUCUGGAGCGGGUUCCUAACCUACGGAAUCUGUGUUUGGGGAUGUGGUUGGGCUCCCUGAGCCACAGGCGGCAUAACUUAACAUGUACCGGCAAUGCUCUAGUCAGUGUUGUCACAGACCAGACACGGAUUGAUCCUCUCCUGACUCAACUGGAACAGCUGUGUUGCCUCCCAUCUGGUACUGAGCAAGAAAUGUGCACCUCUCUCGCCCGCCUCGCACAGGUCCUUCCCUCUCUGCGCACUCUGGUUGUUCCUGCACUUGACAGGUUCAUGCUGUAUCCAACACUCUGCUACUUCCAACAUUCCAAUAUCGAAGUCCAGCACAAGUGUGCCACUGAUCAGGUUUUUUCUCACUGGGAGCCUGAGCAUUGAAGUCGAUCAUGCAGUUUACACUUAAUAAGCAACUUUGUAUUUUGUUAUCUUGCAGAGUUUCAAUUAACUACAUUAUCUUUCAUGAACUGAACUAUUCAAUUUGUCUGAAGAACCUGUGAUCUAUAAUAUGUAAGCUUGUGAUCUAAUUUAAGACAAUGUUGACCAAGCCGCACACUAGAAAGUGAAGGGACGACAACGUUUCUGUCCAUCCUGAACCAUUAUCACAAUCGACUUGAGAAUGGUCCAGGACGGACCGAAACAUCGUCGUCCCUUCACUUUCUAGUGUGCGGUCUGGUCAACAUAUUUCAGCCACGUUAUUGUGACUCCUCGUCUGCACAAUUAAUGUCAUUAAUGAAACUGUAAAUAGUAGUAAUUGUUACUGUUUUAAUUUAUACAACAUUGAAAAGGGAGAAUAGAGAUUAUACUGUAUAGGUUUUAUGGUUAAAUAUAUUUUAUGAUAAUC